ACAAACCCAAAAACCUGUAUUUCCCUUCUCGACCCUCACCGCUCUCCCUCUUCUGCCCCUCAAUCUCCCUUCCUUCCAUUGCCCUUUCUUUCUUCUUCCCGAUUUUCUCCCGGAUUUACCCGCCAAAAUAAGAUUCUGUAUUUUUCAAAUUCUCCCGGAUUCCUCACUCCCCUUCUCCCUCACCCCUUCCUUUCUCCGCCCUGCAACGCUCGUAAUACAAAACCCUAGUUCCGUGAUUCCGUCGUGUCGCUGCGGAAUCUGCACUUUCUCGUUGUUUUGGUUGAUACCCAGUUGCGGUUUUUUGGAGGUUCUUGGCUUCUGUGGACUGUGUUUUGUUGUGUCGGGCUUUUGGAUUUGGGGUUUGACUUUUGAGCUAGGGGUUUCCGAUUCCUUUAUCUAAUUGGGUUUGUUGUUCCAGGUAUGCAUUGAUAAGGGUAGAAAAUCAGUUGAUAGAUUGGCUGUUUAUUCUGUUGCUGAGACAUUUUGAUUCUUCAAUCAAUGGCUAAUAAUGAUUUGAUACUUGGACAAAGCCACAAUUUAGCUCUGGGGCAGAAUCAGCCAUUGGUGAUAGGCCAUAAUCAUAAUUUGGGUCUCACAGAGAGCCAUAAUUUGGAGUUAGGACAGGCUCGUGAUCAUCAUUUGGAGUUGGGACAGACCCAUGAUCAUGAACUGGGCUCAGGGCAUUCUCAUGACCAUGAGUUGCGGUUGAGACAGAGCCAAGGCCAAGAUGGGAAUGAAGGUCACAAUUAUGGGCAUGAGAAUGAGUUAACCAUUGAUCGAAAACCUGAACAUGGUGACCACGAGUUAACCCUAUCAGAGAACAAUGAGUUGGCUGUUUCUGAAAAUCAAGAGCUUGAUGAGAAUCUGGAACUAGCUAUGGAUCAAAAUCACGAAAUGGGAUUGGAACCUGGAGAUUUGGCCAUUCAGGAGUCCCAGAUGAUUGUUGAUUCUCCUCCUGUCCUUCAGGCCCGUGCUAUUGCUUCAAGUCCUAGUUAUCAGUUAGCAGUGGGGCAAGAAUUCCCUGAUGUCAAGAGCUGCCGCAGGGCACUAAGGGACACGGCUAUUGCCCUUCACUUUGAAAUGCAGACGAUAAAAUCUGACAAGACUCGUUUUACUGCCAAAUGUGCAAGUGAGGGAUGUCCUUGGCGUAUACAUGCAGCAAAGCUCCCUGGUGUUCCAACUUUUACAAUCAGGACCAUCCAUGAGUCGCACUCAUGUGGAGGAAUUUCUCAUCUUGGUCAUCAGCAAGCCUCAGUUCAGUGGGUUGCAAAUUCUGUGGAGCAACGAUUAAGGGAAAACCCCAAUUACAAGCCAAAGGAGAUACUAGAAGAGAUUCACCGGGUUCAUGGCAUCACUUUAUCUUACAAGCAAGCUUGGCGUGGCAAGGAGCGAAUUAUGGCUGCUAUGCGUGGAUCCUUUGAGGAAGGUUAUCGGUUGCUUCCACAAUAUUGUGAACAGGUUAAGCGCACUAAUCCAGGGAGUAUUGCGUCUGUUUAUGGAAACCAAAAUGAUAAUUGCUUCCAGCGUCUCUUCAUUUCAUUUCAAGCAUCAAUCUAUGGUUUCCUGAAUGCCUGUCGGCCCCUCCUUGGUUUUGAUAGGACGUUUUUGAAAAGCAAAUAUCUUGGUACUUUGCUUCUUGCCACUGGUUUUGACGGUGAUGGUGCUUUAUUUCCUUUGGCAUUUGGUGUUGUUGAUGAGGAGAAUGAUGAGAACUGGAUGUGGUUUCUCUCUGAACUUCAUAACCUUCUUGAAAUUAACACAGAAAACAUGCCCAAGCUUACAAUUUUGUCAGAUAGGCAGAAGGGUAUUGUAGAUGGUGUAGAAGCAAACUUCCCUACUGCUUUUCAUGGAUUUUGCAUGCGUCACUUGAGUGAAAGCUUUCGUAAGGAGUUUAACAACACAAUGCUUGUCAACCUUCUAUGGGAGGCUGCUCAUGCUCUGACUGUAAUUGAAUUUGAAGCUAAAAUUCUUGAGAUUGAAGAGAUAUCACAAGAUGCUGCGUAUUGGAUCCGACGGAUUCCCCCUCGUUUGUGGGCAACAGCUUAUUUUGAAGGAACAAGGUUUGGGCAUCUAACAGCAAAUAUUGUUGAAUCAUUAAAUUCUUGGAUUUUAGAAGCUUCUGGGCUUCCAAUAAUCCAGAUGAUGGAGUGCAUUAGGAGGCAGCUGAUGACUUGGUUCAAUGAACGCCGAGAGACCAGCAUGCAGUGGACAUCCAUUCUCGUUCCUUCUGCUGAGAGGCGUGUGGCUGAAGCUCUUGAACGUGCACGUACCUAUCAAGUGCUUCGUGCUAAUGAGGCUGAAUUUGAGGUUAUAUCACAUGAAGGGACGAAUAUUGUGGACAUCCGCAAUCGUUGUUGUCUCUGUCGGGGCUGGCAGUUGUAUGGUUUGCCCUGUGCACAUGCUGUGGCGGCCCUUCUUUCUUGCAGGCAGAAUGUCCAUCGGUUCACUGAAAGUUGUUUCACGGUAGCAACCUAUAGAAAAACUUAUUCUCAAACCAUUCAUCCAAUUCCAGACAAAAGUCUAUGGAAAGAGCUAUCCGAGGGAGAUCCUAAUGCCAGCAAAGCUGUUGAGAUUGUUAUCAACCCACCGAAGUCACUUCGGCCACCAGGUCGACCUAGAAAGAAGCGAGUUCGGGCAGAAGAUCGUGGUCGUGUAAAAAGGGUUGUGCAUUGUAGCCGUUGCAAUCAGACUGGCCAUUUUAGAACAACUUGUGCUGCACCUAUUUGAGUCCUGACUAUUAAAGGCUGAAUGCUGCUCAAAAAGUGGGUAUGUCCCUUCUGUGUAAAGGGGUUCUUGUUUUAUUUUACUUCCUGUAGUAUUAAUUAGUUAUUACUUUAGAUUUUUAAGUAAAUGUUUUAAUUAGUUUUAUGUGGCAUUUUGUAUAUUAGGCUCAUUGUCAUUUGCCGGCUUCCCACUUGGCCUAUAUGAUUACUCAACUUGAUAAUACUAUUUAUGGGUUGUUGAGUCCAUUAUUAAUAAUGCCUUGGAUUCAUG
This is a messenger RNA of Rubroshorea leprosula, 2994 nucleotides long. The record is from the annotation of a GenBank genome assembly. Lineage: Eukaryota; Viridiplantae; Streptophyta; Magnoliopsida; Malvales; Dipterocarpaceae.